Messenger RNA from Salvelinus namaycush (lake trout), 8401 nucleotides. Its product is annotated as basic helix-loop-helix domain-containing protein USF3-like. The transcript has 8 exons. The record is from RefSeq and is a predicted model, not a curated record. Lineage: Eukaryota; Metazoa; Chordata; Actinopteri; Salmoniformes; Salmonidae. Gene Ontology annotation, molecular function: protein dimerization activity. Bases 190 to 7779 code for a protein of 2529 amino acids.
GGGAAAACCAAAGUUUUGACAGGAACUAAAUUCCAAAAUGGGGAAGGUACAGGUAGCUAACUGGGAUAACCGACUCGCUCAGCGUUGGACUAAGCUCAUUGUUUACAUGUCGGCCAGGGAAGGGAUUUGAUGGUAGGCCUGCAAGCGUGGUGACCAGUGCCUGUUAUACAGGCAGUCGAGUAGGCCAGGAUGCCAGAGAUGACAGAGAACCAGACUCCUGGCCAUAAACCACGAAAGAAGAAAAACAAGGAAUCUCACAAUGCAGUUGAGAGACAGCGAAAAGAGAAGAUCAAUGCUGGAAUUAACCGUAUUGGGGACCUUCUACCAUGUUCCCAGGCACUUAAGCAGAGUAAGAACAUGAUCCUGGACCAGGCCUACCUUUACAUAAGUGAGCUGCAGAAACAAAAUGACGCCAUGCUUCUCGAAGGGGGAGAACGAGUACAAGUUGAGGAGAUCCGACGGCUGCGGCGUCAGCUGGACGAGCUGCGAAGGGAGAGCGGCCAUUACAUUGAGUUGCUCAAAGCCCACGACAUCAACUUCCUGGACGACCCCACCGUCCACUGGAAGGGAAAGCUGCGCUGUGCAAAGGUCGCCAAAGUAACGCCCACUCACCAGCUCCCCAAAGGAAUUAUUGUCUACUCCAAUGGGAAUGUGAUAUGUCCAGCAGGGAAGGAACCUAGUCCAGCUUCCGAUCUGGGGAAGCAACCAGUCGAGGCUGGGAAUGUUCAGUCGUCUUGUGACAUCACAGUAGGGGAUAGGGUAUUCGGGGCUCUUCAGCACGUCAGUGUCCCUUCCUCUGCCCCUCCGCUCCUCCCUAGGGCAACCCUAGCCCCUAUAGUGUCUACACCUGGCAUCAAGCUGGUGGAACAGUGUGUAGAAGAGGUACUUUUAGCCCCCAAACUACCCCCCUCUGUGUCCUACAUCACCCUCCAGGGUAUCUGCCCUCUCCCCACGGUCACUGCAGCCUUGCCCCAGCCUGCCACCCCAGCCCCUAGUCUCACCGUUGCAGCCAGUCUGGACACCCCACUCUCGCUCCAUCCUGUCCCCAGCUUUACAGCCCUUCCCCAGAUCAUAACCACCCAGAACGCUGCCAUCAGGACUAUGAGCUAUACGACUAUCAACAGCAGCCCAACCGUCCUCGGGGCCAGUGCAGCAGGGAGCACACAGACCACCUGGACUACCUUACAGCUGGCUGGGAACACAGUGCAACCUGUCUGCCAGUCACUCCCCACCCCAGAGACUAGCACCUCUGGGCAGCAGAGUAUCCAACAGAUUGUGGGCACUAAACUAUCAGUUCAACCCAUUCAUAUUCAAAUGAAGCCACAGGUACCCACACAGCCCCAGACACCCAUCACUGCCCAUAUCCAAGCCCAGCCUUCUAUCCAGAGGAAACCCCAGCUACGGCCAGCUAUCCUGGCCCAGCACCAGGCCCAGCACCAGGCCCAGCACCAGGCCCAGCCAGUCGUGGCUUCCCAGCCACAGUGUACUGUCCUUCCUCAGUCAGCCAUAAUGCCCCAGCCUGCUGUGGUAGCCCACUCAACUAUGAUGUCACAACCUCAACCUGCUGUACAACAACAGGUAACAGUCCCCUCCCAUCCUAAGACUGUCCUCAUGACUCAACCCCAACCAGCUAUGGUUCCUCAGGUCCAGGCUCAAGCCCACCCCCAGGCAGAUGUUAGGCCCCUCCUCCAGACCAUGCAGGUAUUGCAAAUGAACCCUACUGGGACAGCAGUUGCUGGGGUAACGACUCCCCAGAACACUAACAACCCGAGUGUUGUCAUCCUACAGCAGGCCAAUCCCUGCUCAGCCCAGUCGGUUGUCAGGGACGACUUAACCAAUCAGACGCCUUGUCAGCACAUCGUCAUCAUCCAGGCCUCCAAUCAGCCUCCACCUGCACCUCCUCAGAACCCUCAGGUUGGCAUGGUGCCUGCGGCAGCACCCAAUCAGAUUGUCGCUACCAGCUCCACAACUUCCACCACUGGACAACAGAUCGUUGGGGGUAAACAGUUGGUUCACAUUCUACCACGUCCCGUCCCUCAAACCCAGACACCCCAAGCCCCCCCGGUUCCCCCGAACCCUCAGACCAUCACUGUGAACGGGCAGGUGUUUGCCCUGCAGCCCAUGAAGACCUCAAAGUCAGGCUGUAAGGGUGGCCAGAGCAGUCUCCAGCUGAUCCAGCCCAGCACCGCUGAGGAGCCCAGCACCGCUGAGGAGCCCACCACCAACAUGGCUCUGCACACCCUGGAAGCCCUCAGCAGUCUCAACCAGAGCUUCUCACAGGGCAUGCAGUCGUGCAUCUCCACCCAGAGUAACGUCCAGCGAACCCUAGCCUCACCAUCCUACUCUAUAGUGCCACAGCAGAAGUUAUCUUCUGUCCCCAUUUUAGCAGCUCCACACAGUUCCCCCGUCAGGCAGAUCCAGAUCCCCAGUGUGACUCCACACAGACCAGGGCUGGCGAUGGGUACAGGGAAGGCCUUGUGGAGACAGCCUGGCACAGCCUCAGUGCCCAGACCUAAGAGGGCCACCACCAAGGGGACCAAGUUAGUGAGGAAGAAGGAGCCCAAACAGGGACGGCCUGUCACCAUCGCAGCGAAGCCAGUGGCUUUAACAGGGGACCAUCUGGAACGAGAGGUCACUGUGCCUCAGGGAAUCCCAUCCUCUGUUGCUGUGACAGUUCAGCCAAAGCCACUCCCUGUCAGCACUACAGCUAACACACCCACCGUUAGUAUUAGUGAGGCUUCAGCACAGACCAGACCUGUUGAGCUUAGUAUCAACUCUACACUGUCCUCUCCUGAAGGUAAUAGUGUGACUACUAGUUCAUAUAGUGGACCAACUGUCUCCAGUGAAUGCACCACACAGAGUAAAACCUCUGUGACAAGUGUCACUCCGUGUACUGCAGCAGUUAGUAGUGGUAGUAGUAUUAUUAUUAGCUCCACACAGAGUGAACUCAUUAUCACUAGUGUUGUGAGUCUAGCUACUGUCACUUCUGCAGCAGAUAAGCCUACAGUCACUUCAACUGUUUCUUCUCAGAGUCAACAACCUGUGGUCGCCGUUAGUGACAUCUCCACUCACCUCAGACCUACAGCCAGUUCAACUGUUUCUUCUCAGAGUCAACAACCUGCGGUCGCCGUUAGUGACAUCUCCACUCACCUCAGACCUACAGCCAGUUCAACUGUUUCUUCUCAGAGUCAACAACCUGCGGUCGCCGUUAGUGACAUCUCCACUCACCUCAGACCUACAGCCAGUUCAACUGUUUCUUCUCAGAGUCAACAACCUGUGGUCACCGUUAGUGACAUCUCCACUCACCUCAGACCUACAGCCAGUUCAACUGUUUCUUCUCAGAGUCAACAACCUGUGGUCACCGUUAGUGACAUCUCCACUCACCUCAGACCUACAGCCAGUUCAACUGUUUCUUCUCAGAGUCAACAACCUGUGGUCACCGUUAGUGACAUCUCCACUCACCUCAGACCUACAGCCAGUUCAACUGUUUCUUCUCAGAGUCAACAACCUGCGGUCGCCGUUAGUGACAUCUCCACUCACCUCAGACCUACAGCCAGUUCAACUGUUUCUUCUCAGAGUCAACAACCUGUGGUCGCCGUUAGUGACAGCUCCACUCACCUCAGACCUACAGCCAGUUCAACUGUUUCUUCUCAGAGUCAACAACCUGUGGUCGCCGUUAGUGACAGCUCCACUCACCUCAGACCUACAGCCAGUUCAACUGUUUCUUCUCAGAGUCAGCAACCUGUGGUCGCCGUUAGUGACAUCGCCACUCACCUCAGACCUACAGUCACACAGAACAGACAGCCGGUCACUACUACUAUCAGCACUGUGCAAACUAGAUCAGCUAGCACUAAUGGCAGUUCUAGACAGAGCAGAUCUAUGGUGACCGGUGCCUGUUCCACGGUGACCAGAUCUAGGUCUACGGGUGUGAUGUCUUCAGUAGCAUGUCAACCCUCAGUCAGCACUGUAAACUCAAUAGGAAGUAGACCAGUGGUGUCUCUCCAGUCUGCUCAGCUCACUUCGUCAUCACAGGGUCAGACCAAGCCAGCCAACAGCCAGGAGUCUCAGCCUACAACCCAGACACAGUCCCAGCCCAUGGCUUCUCCUUCGGGCCCCUCCACUCCAACCCCCUGCUCCGGUGCCCUGUCUUUUGCCUCACCCUCUGUAACAGUCCCCAUGACCAUGCCAUCAGAAUACAGGAAAUGGGUCCCCUAUAACAGACCCUCGACCCAGCAAAUGACCAUGCCCACUUCCACACCAUCCCAUCCUGCUGAGCUGAAAGUGACAGCGGUGUCAGGCAGGGAGAAGGAACCUCAGGGAGAGGGCCACCCCAGCGCAGCGAUGGAGAAAGCGAGCGUGAGGAGUGAUGCUGCUUCCUCUAGAAUGGACUACACUCUCCCACAGCAGGUGUACGCGCUAGACCACGAACCCAUGGCUCAGCCUCCGGCUCCUAACAGACAGACUGACUCGCUCAUGUCUGGUGGCGCAGGUGGUGGAAGGAGCUUCUCUGUGGCGUCUAUGCUUCCCACAGGCCACAGUGUCAGUUCCUCGCCAGGUCAUUUUGGACCGUUCACUUUUGCCAGCGAGCAGGCUGAUAUCCUGGCUAUGUUGGAGCAGGACAGUCCCGGGAGGAGGGUGGGGGGCUGCACCGUGGACAACUCCACUUCAACAAACACCCCAACACCUGCAUGGGAACCCAACUCCAAGUCCCAGCAAGCCUCCAACAGCAAAGAGAGGGGUGCUGGACAACAGACAAAGCUCACCAAACAGAUGGAGACUCCAGUGGCUAAACAGGUGUCUGUUAGGGGCCAGGCUGGAGAUCAGACAUCCGCAGUCAGACAUCCACAGAACAUCUCCUUCUCCCAGUCCCACUCUCACCCCCAGAGCCAGGCCCAGUCUGGUACUUCCGGCACCCUCAGCGUCAACAACCUGAUCCGGCCCAGCUCCAGCCAGCAGCAGGCCUACCCAGGCUCCCUCAGUCUGGCUGGGCAGCUGGGCUCAGUCCCAUCCCCUGCAGGGAACUCAGCCCAUGUUUCCCAAAACUCCACCCCUGUCCUUCCUCCCUUCUCAGGCUCAGUCCAGCUGAACGAGUACGCCCCCCUGAUGAGGCCCCAGGUGGGGGUGGGUGAGCCGCGAUACAUCAAGGACUUGUCCAAGCGGCCAGCCCAGGAUGAUGUGAUACUGUCCAGCAGUAACAAGCGACAGAAGACCUGCUCGUCGGCCUCUAACGUGGGCCGCAUGGAGGUCAAACCCCUGGACCACAGCCAGAUGAUGGUACCCCAGCUACCCCCUACCACCUCAUCCAUCAUGACCAGGAUCAACCCAGACGGAGUGGGUACCCUGUUCUCUGGCAACACCUUCAUGAAUACAAUGCUCCGACCCACCGAGAGCCACUGCACCCCCCAGCUGCACACACAGGAACACAACCAACCAGGUGUGCUCCACCUGCCCCAUGGCCACCCCCAGCAUGGUGCACCCCAGCCAGGCCAACACCUCGGGGGGAACCCCUACCUGAAGCAGCAGCAGCAGCAACAACAGGAGCACCAGAGGCACCACCUGUACCAGCUCCAGCACCACCUGAUCCAGCCUGACCCUGCACAGCUCCACAGCCUCCACCAGAGGGCGCUGCAGCAGGUCCAGAAGAAGCGGGGGCUGGUUGGAGGGGGUCAGAAACAACACCACCAGGAGAAGGGAGGAGUUCAGCAGCACCAGCAUCAACAGUCACAACAAUCACAUCAACAACAACCUCAAACACACCAGCAGCACCAGCAACAGUCGCAGCAACAGUCACAACAACAGCACCAACAGCAAACACAACAACAGCACCAACCACAAGCCCUGUCACAGCAGCAACAUCUACAACAACACCCUCAACAGCAGCAGCAGAGCUCCCACUCCAGACACCAGCACCUCCAGCAGCAACAGAUCCAGCAGCAGCACUUUGGGUCGCGGCACCAGGAGAAGAGCUGUGAGGCCCAGCCAGGACCAGCGGGACCUAGAGGUCACCACAGCAGCCACCUGGCCCAGGAACACCUCAAGUCUGAUCAGGACCACAGCACCAUGCAGAGGCUGAUGAGCUCUAGAAACCUGGAGCAGCACCUGACCUCCCAGCCCAGCAACCCUGCCUCCCAGCCCUCCGACCUGGGCUGUGCCCCCCCGCGCCAGGAUCACCACCGGGUCUCCAGCUACUCUGCAGAGGCCCUCAUUGGGAAGGGCUCGUCUAGUGAUGAGCAGCAGCGCAUGGUGCUCCAUCUGCAGGCCACCCGCGGUACUACACAGGAACAGCCAGACCUACGGGGAUACCUGGACACACCCAGAGUGAAGGGCAACGUCACACACAACCCUCAGAGCCGGCUGCCCCCAGACCACCCAGGUUCUGCAGACGUCCAGAGGGUCUCUGAGUGUCCUCCGUUUAAAACAAUGGCCGGUGCUGAAGGGGGGCAUCAGCUGGGGGGCUUUGAGGACACGACACCUAAAUCAGGUCCCUCCUCUCAGAGAGGCCAGCAGGGGGGUUUCAGGAUGAACCCGGGGCCUCUAGGGGAUGGGCGAACCCGUGGGGGGUACAGUGGACCCCAUCCUGGGACGCAGGGGGUGCAGAUUGGUGCUCCAGGUCUUACCCGGGACCAGGAAGGGUGUCAUCAAAGUUUUAUGCAGAGUCUCCUGGAGCAGAACGACCACCAGAGGGCAGUCCAGUGCUGUCCUCCGGUCAGUAUGGAGUACAGCUGUGUUUCUGGCAACUUGGCAGGGGACAUGCAGGCUAAAGCAUCCAGCCCCAGUGUUCCUCCCACCCAGAAGGCCCCAGCUAUGAGGCUUGGGGAGGGCAACAAGGGCCACAUUCCUCAUGGUAGUGGGAACAUGGGCACCCACCCAGGGGUACGGACAGGCCUCCCCCACCCUCUUACCCCCCACAGCAGCUCUGAGCCAGGCCGCACCACAGCCUCCUCCAGACCGCCCACCGCAGUCAGCCAGCGCUCCCGCCAAAUCACCCAGGAGGCCCAGAGCGGGAAGCUGAGGCCUGGAGAGCGACCACGGUCAGGCAGCCUGAGACCUGGGAACCCCUUUGAGCCUGACGUCCACCUGCUGGGUCGACCACAGUCAGGGAGUGAGGCGCGGCGCAGCAGUAUCGUUCGCUUUAUGGCAGACAGUGCCCAGGUCGCCGGGGACAACAACCUGGUGCCUGACCAACACCUGGCCCAGAACUUUGGCUUCUCCUUCAUGCCGGAUGGAGGAAUGAACCUCCCUCCUAUCAACGCCAACUCUACUUUCAUCCCCCCUGUUAGCCAGACCAACUCCUCCCGCCCCUCGGCCCUGCUCCCCGUAGAACCGCAGAACACCUUACCCUCCUUCUACCCCUCCUACCCCCCUGCCGCCCACCCCAGCCUGGCCAGCGACAUCCCCAUCCAGUACUUCUCCAACCAGAUGUUCACCAGCCCCAGCGCCGACAAGAGCAGUUCUGCCCCCCUCAACAACCGCUUCGGCUCCAUCCUGUCUCCCCCGCGCUCCGUAGGGUUCGCCCAGGCAACCUUCCCCCUACUCUCAGACAUGCCCCCUAUGCCCAUCAGCAACUCCUCUGGCAUCACCCCACACCUGUCCAACUUCAGCCUCACUUCGCUGUUCCCUGAGAUCGCCACGGCGAUGCAGCCUGAUGGUUCUGUUAUGCCAAUGUCCCCUUUGCUGUCCCUCUCCAACAAUUCCUCUGCAGACUCAGGCAAGCAGCCCAACCGCCUCGCCCACAACAUCAGCCAUAUCCUGGGGCAUGAUGGGAGCUCUGCCGUGUAGGUGAGGGGACUUAAGGUGUUGUCGUGCCAACGUGGCAGUCAGGAAUGUUCUGAUUCCAUUUCAGAUGAAACAUUUAUUGAGUUGUAUUACGUGGAGUAAUGUCAUGCCAUGGCCAAUUGAAUUGACAGGAUUUCAACUCUUCUGUUUGGAUUAAAGCGGGUGGAAGGGCUGGUGAUCUUUUCUGUUGGUCAGCUGAAUGGUAUUUAUGAUAUUAUUUAUGGUUAGUGUUAUACUUUAACUUUCUGUCAGUUCUAUUGAUACCCUAACAUGGCAGCGGAUGCCCUAGUUACUGAAGUCAUAGCAUUUCACUGAUCAGGCACUCCUAUGACUAGGAUGGGGGAAAUUAAGCUUGUAAACCAUAUGGUUUGCAAAUAGGUCUGACGUGACGACUUAUCUGCUCGUAAAAUUAUAUGAAGAGUUUUGUACUUUCAUUGACUAACUUCUAAAAGAGGAUUUAUUUGAAAAACAUGUGCACAAAAUUCUCAAAUUUAAAUUUACUAACUUAAAAUCAGGGUGUACAGUACAGAAUUUAUGAGAUGUUUUGUAAAUAAGUUUCUUAUGAUAAUUGUUACUUUGUGUGUAUCUGUAAAUAAAUAAAGUUGAUUAACAUUUUUUUAAUUGA